Pediculus humanus corporis (human body louse) is the source of this 456-nucleotide messenger RNA. Its product is annotated as Troponin C, isoform, putative. Lineage: Eukaryota; Metazoa; Arthropoda; Insecta; Psocodea; Pediculidae. Gene Ontology annotation, molecular function: enzyme regulator activity; calcium ion binding. The record is from RefSeq and is a predicted model, not a curated record. The annotation marks the transcript as partial. The transcript has 5 exons.
GAUUUGGAACUUCCUCCUGAACAAAUAGCAGUUUUGAGAAAAGCUUUCGAUGGUUUCGACAGAGAACGUUCUGGAAGCAUACCAACAGAUAUGGUAGCAGAAAUCCUUCGUUUAAUGGGUCAACCAUUUAAUAAAAGAAUAUUAGAAGAAUUAAUCGAAGAAGUCGAUGCGGAUAAAUCCGGAAGAUUGGAAUUUGAUGAAUUUGUUACGUUGGCAGCAAAAUUUAUCGUCGAAGAAGAUGCCGAAGCAAUGCAAAAAGAAUUACGUGAAGCAUUUAGACUUUACGAUAAAGAAGGAAACGGAUACAUACCGACGUCAUCGUUAAAAGAAAUAUUAAGAGAACUUGACGAUCAAUUAACCGAUGAAGAAUUGGACAUAAUGAUUGAUGAAAUUGAUGCUGAUGGAUCCGGAACCGUAGAUUUUGACGAAUUUAUGGAAAUGAUGACCGGAGAAUAA